Messenger RNA from Oikopleura dioica, 1446 nucleotides. The record is from the annotation of a GenBank genome assembly. NCBI's taxonomy places the organism in Eukaryota, Metazoa, Chordata, Appendicularia, Copelata, Oikopleuridae.
AUGCUGGAACGGAUCGGGCGUCAAUUGAUGGCGGGUCGGGGUCGAUUGCGAGGCUUGGCGGAGCGAGUCUUCGUCAACAACCAAAUUGACUUGUCGCGAAUUUCCACCUUUGGCUUCGACUACGAUUACACCCUUGCGGAGUACAAAGUUCCAACGCAAAAGUUCAUCUUCGACACCGCUAGAAAUCGCCUAGUGAGCAAGUAUGGCUUUCCGCCGAACAUUAUGAAGUUGGAUUUCAAUCCCGAUUUCAUCAUCAGAGGACUGUUCUAUGAUCCGAAGAGGUGUGUGAUGAUGAAGCUUGAUUCUUAUUCCGUCAUUGACGACAAGGCUGCUUUUCGCGGACUAAAAGCAUUAACAGAGAGUGAGCUCGACGAACUGUACUCAACAAGACGAAUGGGAAUACACCGAGUAGAUCCGAACUUUGUCAAACGCGGACGUCAAUUUUAUCAAGUUCUGGACGAGUUUUCUAUUCCCGAAGGAUAUCUUUUUUCAAGCGUAUAUCAAUUUUUCGAAGAUAAUAAUCUGCGCUUCGACCCGAUUCUAAUGUUCAACGCGAUCCGACAAGCCAUCGCUGAUGUUCACAUUUCAAGAACUCUUUACCACGAGGUUAUCAACAAUUUAGACGAGCAUCUGGAAAAGAACUCGAUGCUGAACGUCAUUAGUCACUUAUCUUCAUCAAAGAAGCUUUUCGUCAUUUCGAACUCGCCAUUCUGGUUCAUUGACGCUGGAAUGAAGCAUCUUGUGGGAAAGGAUUGGCGUGACGCCUUCGAAAUCGUCAUUACUGAAGCAAAGAAGCCGUCGUUCUUCCUUGAGGAUCGACCGUUUUUGGAAAUGCAAGAUGGCUGCAGAAAUGGGAGAGCUUCGUUUGAGAAGAAAUCGAACUGGCUAGCUGCGAAUAAGCUUGAAAAGGGAAAAAUCUAUUAUGAAGGCUCGCUUGCUGAAUUUGGUCGACUGACGAACUGGGAUCAGAAGUCUGUGCUUUAUUUUGGUGACCAAGUAAAUGCGGACUUAGCCGAGCCAAGUCUUCGAUUUGGCUGGAGAACUGCAGCAAUUAUUCCAGAGCUCGAAAAAGAAAUCGCUGUUUUCGAGGGUUCCAAGUUCAAGCUCCUGGUUCAUCGACUCAAUGAGCUAGAAUUCGAGUAUCACAAAGUUGCUGACCGAGAUUCUUACUGCGGAAGCGCCGCUCAAAAACUUCUCAAAGAAAGAAGAGACAUCAAAGAUGAUUUGAAAAAAGCUUUUGCUUCACCAUUUGGCUCGAUCUUCCGCUCAGAUCUUUCAAGAACCCACUACGCCCGUCAAGUCGAGCGAUACGCCGAGUUGUACACUUCUUCAAUCCGAAAUCUGGACCAAGUAAAUCUUGACAGAACCUUCUUUCCUCCUCGACUGACGCUCGGCUACGAUCACAGACUCAACUCCUUGUGGAUGCUUCCUGACGAAGAACUUUAG